Exophiala xenobiotica is the source of this 5940-nucleotide messenger RNA. RefSeq lists its product as uncharacterized. The coding region runs from base 1 to 5940 and encodes 1979 amino acids. Gene Ontology annotation, cellular component: nucleus; cytoplasm. NCBI's taxonomy places the organism in Eukaryota, Fungi, Ascomycota, Eurotiomycetes, Chaetothyriales, Herpotrichiellaceae. The record is from RefSeq and is a predicted model, not a curated record. Gene Ontology annotation, biological process: phosphorelay signal transduction system; peptidyl-serine phosphorylation. The transcript has a single exon. Gene Ontology annotation, molecular function: ATP binding; protein serine/threonine kinase activity.
AUGGCAGAAGAUGGCUCUUCAUCGCAAUACCUGGAGCCACCAAAUAUCACUGCCAUCAAGAGCGAUGCAGGCUUCGGAGGCGAAUUGACUCGCCAUCUCAUGGAGAGAUCCUUCAGUCAAGACAUUCAAGCAGGCACUCAAGACUUGAAAGAGGCGGCUGAGCAGACACGAAACAUCAUACUCGAUCUCAGCUUGGAUGGCCACGUGCGAUGGGUCAGCCCGUCCUGGACGGACGUCGUUGGCACGGAACUCGACGCUGUUCGAGGGCAUAAGAUCUCCGAGUUCAUUUCCGACAAUCCGGAUGUCUUCGACGCGGCUAUAGAAGCUUUGAAGUCCAAUGAUUCCAAAAGCCUUUACAUCAAGUUCGCUGUCAAGAUUGGCACGUCCUCGGACAUGGCAUUGAUGCUGCCAACAGAGGAUGGUCGAGAACCAACCGAGGACAAUGUCGAAACCGACGAGUCAGGAAAAGCCACCCUUGAGCUGGAAGGGCAAGGCAUUAUGGUAUAUGACAGGUCAUCUGGUGGAGAAUCACACUCUAUGUGGAUGUUACAGCCCGCACAGGAGCCCAUACGCAUCGAAAUCGCGCUUCCACAGGCCUUAGUCGAAACACUCGGUAUUGGUGCUGAGAUACUGGCAAAAUAUCUCACCGAACUAGCAGAGGCUGGGGCUAACGAUCCUGGAAAUCAUCCACCCCCUCUGCCCGUUCUUUGUCGGGUUUGCGAGCGCUCAAUCGUCCCCUGGUGGUUCGAGAAACAUUCGGAUCUCUGCGUGCAGGAACACCGUGCUGAGCUGGACGUCCAGAUGAUACAAGAAAAUUUGUCAGAGCAUCGCAACUCCAUUGUCAAAGUUUUGGACGCCUUCGAAGCUCGUCAAGGACGCAGUUCCGGCGAGAGCUCUCCGGCUCAACCACCUGCACCUGAAUACAAAGGCUUGCCAAUAGGUCCGUCCCCCGUUCAGUCGUCAGCUGUCUCAUCAGCCUCAGGCUCGCACACUGCAAGUCCGGUAAGAUCCAGCAGUCCGUCUACGGCAGGGCUAGGUCAUUCUCGUGCUCGAUCAUUUGUGGUCCGCCGCCCCUUGGUACGUAUUGUCGAGCUGAUCCUCGAUCUCUGCGACACAGCCAUGGAGAUCAAUGUGCCUUCCAUCAAGGACAGUAAAAACAACACCGACGAAGACUUCAGAUCCCAGUCACCACAGUCCGAGUCCCGAAUAUCCCAAGUCAUGCAAUGGCAGGCUCCCAUUAGCUUGGAGAAUGAGCCUGGCUUGGCUGCCCUUAGUGCCGAUACCGAAAAGCUGGCCCGUGCCAAGGUCGACGCUGUCCGUCGCCAUCAGUAUGUUCUCGAGUACUCAGAGCGCAUUCGACAAGAAUACAUGGCCGAAGUUGAUGCCUGUAUCAGUGAGGCACUGAUCAAAGCCGAACGGGCAGCCGCAGGAGAAUCAAUCUCUUCCAGUGAAAGUGACUCUGAAACAGAGCCUGCACUUGAGGGUAUUAUCGAGAGCCUCAGUGAAGAUGAGGAGCCCACUCCCGUGGCUACAGAGUCAGAACAUGGCCGAACUGCGUCUUAUGUGGGCUUGCGCUCAAUGGCUUCGGCCCUUCGAAAUCCUAGAGACAUUGCGUACAUUGCUAUGAAAGACCAAAGACGCUCUUCGUCACAGGCGGUUUCGACAGGUUCAAGCAGUCCCAUCGAAUGUCCAACCCCCAAAUCUCAUAAGAGCAACCUCAUAUCACAGCCGCAGCCACAGCCGGUUACAAACAGGCGGUCAGUUUAUGUCGAAGAUCCCAAUGAUAGCGACAGCAGUCUACCGUCCUCUUCUGUGUUGUCUAAUAACUGGAGAUCAGAAUCUCCUGCGUCUGUAUCAGAACAUGGCCGAUCCGCUCAUUCGCGAGACCGAAAGAGACGAAGUCUGCACAUUCAUGGUCUCAAUUCGGCUUCUCCCCACCGUCAGCAAUCGCCCGGAAGGUACCCGCCUCCUCCAUCAUCGCCCCUACGCAUAACGAAGGCAAGGAUUCCUAGUGGCGAAAUCGCUCAGUCACCUGUUGUGUCUCCGUUACUGACGGCUGGCGAGUAUAUGCCUCAAGCUUCUGGCUCGCUGGUGCACAGAAGACAAUCCUCAAUGCAUUCUUCCGACAAGACACCUUCUUCCCCUCGCCUGAACUCCAUCAGCCAUCCCCAACAACGUGCUCAGCCUCCCUCUAUCAAAGACUUUGAGGUGAUUAAACCCAUUAGCAGAGGCGCCUUUGGUAGCGUAUAUCUGGCCAAGAAGAAGAUUACUGGCGAAUACUUUGCCAUCAAAGUGCUGCGAAAGUCGGACAUGGUUGCGAAAAAUCAAGUCACCAAUGUCAAAGCUGAACGCGCCAUCAUGAUGUGGCAAGGCGAGAGUGACUUUGUGGCCAAGCUGUACUGGACUUUUUCGAGCAAAGACUAUCUGUACUUGGUUAUGGAGUACCUCAAUGGUGGUGACUGCGCUUCUCUUGUCAAAAUCCUGGGCGGCUUAAGCGAAGACUGGGCCAAGAAGUAUAUCGCAGAGGUGGUCCUGGGAGUUGAGCAUCUGCACAGCCGAGGGAUUGUCCAUCGCGAUCUGAAACCUGAUAACCUCCUCAUUGACACCAAAGGUCAUCUGAAGCUCACCGACUUUGGUCUCUCACGAAUGGGUCUCAUCGGCCGCCAAAAACGCGCUCUCAAGCAGCCCGAUGAACCCGCCCCUGACCUACUGAAGCAAGGCCCAUUCACACAAUCUGGGUCUGGCUCCGGAUCCAACCCUGCUUCAAGAUCAGCAUCUUUCGAUUAUGAAGGACCGCACUCACCUGCAACAACUCCUCUCAUGACACCUGCUCUCGCUGGUGGUCUGGACCAGCCGUCCUACUUCAGUUUGAAUAGAGAGAGCUCACUUAGUAGGGAGCUAUCAUGGAGUCGUUCAGGACUACGUAGCGACAGUGGCAGUGGUUCAAGCUUUGAUCUUCAUCAUCUCUUCAAAAAACUGGGUGUGCAAGAGGGCAGCGACGUGUCUCCUCAGGCGAUUCCUCGUACGCAUCCUCAGGAGGAAGAAUCCUACAGCGUGGGAAGCGCGUCGCCGGACCUCUUUCCUCUGUCUCAGUCAAUGAGUAAUAUUUCCCAACCUCCUCCACCGCCAGCCUCUUCUCAAGUACUCCCGCCACUGUUUGACAACGAGGAGAGUGGUCGGCGGUUCGUGGGCACUCCGGACUAUCUAGCACCAGAAACCAUCAACGGCACUGGUCAAGAUGAAAUGUGUGAUUGGUGGGCACUUGGGUGUAUCAUGUUCGAGUUUCUCUACGGCUUUCCACCUUUCAAUGCUGAGAGCACUGAAGAGGUGUUUGACAACAUCCUGCACAGAAGAAUCGCCUGGCCGGAGCACGAGGAGCUUGAAGUCAGCCCCGAGGCGAAAGACCUCAUAAACAAACUAAUACAGUUGGAUCCUGCCGAUCGUCUUGGAGCUAACAAAGACGAAAAAUAUCCAAGUGGAGGAGCAGAAAUUCAAGCUCAUCCGUGGUUUGCCGACAUCAACUGGGACAGUCUACUGGAGGAUGAGGCUCAAUUCAUUCCCAAUCCGGAGCAUCCUGAAGACACCGAGUAUUUCGAUGCUCGGGGAGCUACCCUAUCAUCAUUCCCAGAAGAACUCGAAGACCAAGUGUCUCCGUCUGGCACCACUCCGAAUGGAUCUGAAUAUUCGAACCGUCCACAUGACGCCCUCUUCCGAGUCAGGACUCAAGCAGCGUCGUCUAAACGAGGCCUGAUGCCUCUUCAUAUUCCUCCUCACGUCGCUCGAGAUUCUCGGAGUCGGAGACUGAGUGAGCCGGUUAUUGCUGAUGAUUUUGGUAAUUUCACCUUCAAGAAUCUACCAGUCUUGGAGAGAGCAAACAAGGACAUCGUGGAGAAAAUGAGAAAGGAAGCAAUGCAAGCUCAAGCACGAGGGUAUUCGCAAUCGCAGGCCAUCUCUGCCACUAACAGCCCUGCACUGGGGUCCCCUGCUCCCUCUUUAGAGGGCAGUCCCAUGAUGCCCAUGCCCGUGAAACGGGCUUUGUCUAUCAGCAAGGGGCACAGGCCAGGUUCGCCAUCCAGCCUAGGCGGCACUUCUAACUCCUCGCCCAGCAGACCAUCUCAGCCUUCUUCGCCACUGUUGGUUCAGUUCUCAGCAGCACAGCAUCAUGAACGAAGAAAGACUUCUGGAUCAUCCCAAGGCAGCAGCUCUCUGAACCCCGGAAGCUUUUUCGACAUACCUCAUGACGCUAUCCGACAGGGAGCCCAGGCUGCAUCUUCGCCGAUCAAAACGGCUCGUGCGCCUACACUGUCCCCAGCCAAAACCAUGAACCCGCCUCAGCGGCAGUCUAGUGUUACCGGACGAACCCGGUCACAAACCGUGGGCUCACAGGAAAGCGAUGGGCAAGCUGCGCGUGAGAGUUUCAUUCCGGGUCACUAUAAACGCAAAAGUCAGCUAUUGGUCCGCGAUAUCAGCCCAUCAUCCUCGGAUAAUGAAUCCGCUCAAGCGAAAGCAUUGCUCAAGGUGCAACGCCGCAGGCAAAGCUCCAGGAGAUUGUCUCAAAUCAAUUUUCUUGAAGGCCCUGUCUAUCGCCCCCUGGAUGUCUUGAUCUGCGAAGAUCAUCCGGUAUCUCGCAUGGUCAUGGAAAGACUACUGGAAAAGCUUCGUUGUCGAACUGUGACGGCUUCCAAUGGUCCAGAUGCUCUCCGCUUGGCUGUGAGCCAAAUACAAUUCGACAUCAUCUUCACGGAGUUCAAGUUGCCGCUCAUUAAUGGGGUGGAUGUUGCGCGAAUGAUUCGAGACACCAAGAGUGCCAAUACUCAUACGCCAAUCGUUUGCAUUACGGGCUAUCUCAAGGAUCUGCCCGAAGUUCAUCACUUUAAUACCCUCAUGCAGAAGCCACCAACUUCACAGAAGUUGUCCGAGAUGCUUUGCAAGUAUUGCGCGUGGAAACCGCCAUCCAAGGAUUUCAAGCUUUCAGCUCCACUCAGCAUUCCGCCCAUCAGUACAAGAGUGGACCCUGCUCACAUGCAAGACAGCCCGAGCUCAGUGGCAUCCAGCCUGGCGCCAACGAUGCCAGAGUCAUCAUACAAAGGAUCCGCUCGAGAGGACUCCAUCGGUAGUGGCGGGUUCUUCAGCGAUUUGGAAUCCUUCAAGAGCGAUGACAUUCCUGUCAUCGUGUCCCGAGCUGCUACUGAUGAAUGGGCCAAGGGCGGACUAGGCAUUUCCGAUGAUAUCGUUAUCGGCCAAAAGCCCUACGUACAAAGCGGCUUCCCUCACCUCGUCCAUACCGAGUCUGCUCCCGCUAGCGCUCAUGCCGAGGAGCCCCCUGGAUAUGGACUUCGCACUCCGCGCCGCCAGGAGUCUUCGGAUGCUGUCAAGCAGAAGCGCGAUAGGUUGGAGAAGAAUAUGCAGAAUCCUAUUGGAGCAGCUGAAGAGGGUGACGAUGAGGACGAGGAACUUGGAGAUGUACAAGUACGCGCUCGAUCACCCCUUGGCAGGACUGCACGACCGACUUCGAAGCUUGGGAUCGAAAUGAUGCGUACCAAUAGUCGUGGAAGUGUGAUUUCCAUGAACGACGACAAAGCCACGGAACCUGACAUGUUGAGGAAAUCCCUCGAGAUCCUGGAGGAACAGAUGGAGAACAUGUUUAUUGCUGAGGAGCCGUCUCCGGCUGUCGUGAUGGCAAGUCAACCGCGCAAGAGCCUGGACAGGACCAGUUCCUUUCAUUCUCACCCCGAACAAGAUGCCAACCAACGCUUAAGCCAUGGCCAACUCACGCCACCCGUCAUCUUUCCUCAAAAGCCUGGAACUCAGGUGGCGGAGAUUGAAUCUGACGCAGAUGUGACGCCGGUACCGACAAGGACCAUCGAUAUGGAGGAAGAACCUACACCAAAACCAAUCAGAAGCCCUCUCGGAUCACAUUCAACGCAUUCCUUGAGAUGA